AUGGCCCGGAUGGAGUUGUCCGUGAUUCUCGUGUUUCUCGUGGCGGCUUCCAACGGCCUCACCUGGCCGCCAACGGAGCACCCCCCGACUUCCUGGAUCCCCUUGGAGCCUCCCAGUCGCAGUCCGCCAGAUGAUACCUGCUUCACGGCUUUCGUCGAUAACCUUUUAGACUGCCUGGACUACCUGGAUCCUCAGAGCAGCAAGACGAAGCCCACCAAGGGGUGCUGCAGAGGUGUCAAGAAGUACGUGAAAGACGAACCCACAUGCGUCUGCUUUCUCCUCAACACCAGUUCGGAGAACUUUCCGGUCCCUAUCAACCGGAGGAAGGCUCUCAAGCUCCUCCGUGUCUGCAAGGCCAAGAUCCCCCGGUCGAUCGGUGCAAACGUGAGUUCCUUUUUUUCCCCUCUGAACUCCGCCUUGCUCUUUUCUUCGUUUUGCAACUUCCACAUCAUGCUCCGUGAACUAGCUUAUCCAAAACUUUUCAUCGAUGUUUAUAAUAUCUGUUUUUCCAGAAGGUCCUCCCCCAGCCCCGAGACAGGUCUGACCGCCAUCCGCCAUCUCGCCCCCACGCGGCAAGGAGAUCUUCCGAUCAUCACGUAUGAGUCUUUGUCGAGACAAUCGAUACGAAUAAACAUCUGGGUGUUUCGGGCUUGGGCCUUCAAAGCAAAGCUGUGUCAAAAAAAUUUCUCAUGGCAGUGUCCAGUCUGCUCCUGAUAAACAGUGGUCCAAUCUUCAAACCCAAUAACGUCACUUACGUCUCUCUCUCUCUCUCUCUCUCUCUCUCUCUCUCUCUCUCUCUCUCUCUCUCUCUCUUUCUCUCUCGCUUGCUCCUCUCUCUUUUUAGUUCGUAA
Spirodela intermedia is the source of this 851-nucleotide messenger RNA. NCBI's taxonomy places the organism in Eukaryota, Viridiplantae, Streptophyta, Magnoliopsida, Alismatales, Araceae. The record is from the annotation of a GenBank genome assembly.